Eriocheir sinensis (Chinese mitten crab) is the source of this 2709-nucleotide messenger RNA. Its product is annotated as neuronal acetylcholine receptor subunit alpha-10-like. Gene Ontology annotation, cellular component: synapse; postsynaptic membrane; neuron projection. Gene Ontology annotation, molecular function: transmembrane signaling receptor activity; acetylcholine-gated monoatomic cation-selective channel activity. The coding region runs from base 79 to 1518 and encodes 479 amino acids. The record is from RefSeq and is a predicted model, not a curated record. NCBI's taxonomy places the organism in Eukaryota, Metazoa, Arthropoda, Malacostraca, Decapoda, Varunidae. Gene Ontology annotation, biological process: chemical synaptic transmission; regulation of membrane potential; nervous system process. The transcript has 10 exons.
CCAUUAACACUCCCUCUUCCUCCCGCAGUGGUGGUGGUGGCGGGGGACGAGCAGGAGUACCGCCUCACCCGCUACCUCAUGGCAAACUACGACUCCUCCGUCAGGCCCGCCAGGAACUCCUCCCAGGCGCUCUCCGUGGUCUUCGGCGUCUCCCUGCAUAGUAUUAUUGACGUGGAUGAGAAGAACCAGAUCCUCACGACCAACUGCUGGCUGACGCAGGUGUGGAGCGACGCGCACCUCACCUGGAACGCCUCGGACUUCGGCGGCAUCCAGGUGAUCCGCGUGCCCUUCCAGCGGGUGUGGAAGCCAGACAUCAUCCUCUACAACAACGCGGACGCCCAGUACUCAGCGGCGACCAUCAACACCAACGUGAUCGUCACCUCGAGCGGGGAGGUGACGUGGCUGUCUCACGGCAUCUAUCGCUCCUCCUGCGACAUGAACGUGGAGUACUUCCCCUUCGACGUCCAGUCCUGCAAGAUGAUGUGGGCUUCCUGGACCUACGACGGAUACCAGCUGGACCUGAUGAAGCAAAUGGACGCGGGCGACAUGUCCAACUACCAGAGUAACGGGGAGUUUGACCUGGUGGAGUUCACGGCCGCCAAGAACAUCACGUACUACUCGUGCUGCCCGGAGCCCUACCCGGACAUCACCUUCACCAUCAAGCUGCGCCGCCGACCCAUGUUCUACGUGUUCAACCUCAUCCUGCCCUGCGUGCUCAUCAACGGCAUAGCCCUGCUAGUGUUCUACGUGCCCAGCGAGUCGGGCGAAAAGGUCACGCUCGGCAUCUCGGCGCUGCUCUCCAUGACCGUCUUCCUCAUGACAAUCAGGGAGUCGCUGCCGCCCACCGAGAAGACCCCCCUCAUCAGCAUGUACUACGGGGUCACCAUCUGCCUCGUGAGCCUGGCGUCGGGUAUGUCUGUGCUCACCCUCAACAUCCACCACCGCGGCGUGAGGGGGACGGAGGUGCCGAGGCUGAUCAAGAGGAUGGUGCUGGGCGGACUGGCUCGCUUCCUCUUCCUCCACUUCCACCCCCCCGAAGCCGCGCCUCAGCCCCCGCCCCCGCCCCCCCACCACCACCACCACUACCCGUCAGAGGAGAAGAGUAUCCACCUGAAUGACCUGCGGGCAGAGUUAGGGGUGCGCCUUGACCCCCUGCUGAGCGCCGAGAAGUACCACGUGACGGAGGUGGACAACGUGGACCUCUUCAACGUGUCCCCGAAGUUCAACCCGCGCCGCCACGCCCCCCACGGCUUCGACUGCACCGCGCCCACGCCACCCACGCCCACGCAGGCACAGAACUCAGACUUCGAGCAGCAGUUCCUGAGGGUGCUGAACAAGGUGUACCAGACGAUAGAGAAGAACGAGAUGCGGCUGGCGGAGCAGGACAGGAGAGAGGCGACCAGGGUGGAGUGGCAGCAGGUGGCACUGGUGUUUGACAGGUUUCUGCUCGCCUGCUUCCUGCUCUCCACAGUUAUAGCCACCACCACCAUCCUCUUUUCCUCCCCCCACGGCCCCUGACGCCCCCCCGCCGCAGCGUCCGCGCCCCUUCGUCAGUAGCAUCGCCACCCUCCCCGCGUCAGCCAGUCUCCCAAGUUUGUGUGAGGGCGACAUGAGAGUGAGAAGACAGAGUAAGAGGCAAUACCACCACCACCACCACUCCACCACCACCCUGAGGACAUUGAAAUCGAAGACAAAGCCACAGCAGGCAGGGACUUCCGGACACAGCCAACGUGUUCGUUCUGAUUAACUAUUUAGGGUCAGAAAAGUGUAUUUUCGUUGGAUCUGGAGGAAAAAAUAUGUAUGUAAGAGUGUGUGUGUGUGUGUCUGUGUCUGUGUGUGUGUGUGUGUGUGUGUGUGUGUGUGUGUGUGUAGUGGCAGAAACAUUGGUUAUUUAAUUUGGUGUAAUGGAAAAAGAAUGUAUUUUUCAUUAUUAUUAUUAAUGCUUUUCAUGACACCCAUAUCAUGUAUUAUUAUUAUUAUUAUUAUUAUUAUUAUUAUUAUUAUUAUUAUUAUUAUUAUUAUCAUUAUUAUUACGACCACUAAUAUCAUUACGAGUAUUGUUAAUAUUACCGUCAUUUUAACAACGGAAUUCUCUCUCUCUCUCUCUCUCUCUCUCUCUCUCUCUCUCUCUCUCACACUCUCUCUCUCUCUCUCUCUCUCACACACACACACACACACACACACACAUACACAUACACACACACUUUAUACCAGACAACAUAAUAACAAUAAUAAUGGUAUUAGAGACAAGUAAUAAUAAUGAUAAUGAAAAUAAUUACCAUAAUAAUAAUAAUAAUAAUAAUAAUAAUAAUAAUAAUAAUAAUAAUAAUAAAAGAAACAGUACCUAAAAGAAGAAGAAGAAGAAGAAGAAGAAGAAUAUCAGAGAAGAGGAAUGGCAAAAACACAAUAAGUGAAGGCGUACGGUACUUAUUAGCAAAAUAACAAUAAGUAAAACUUAUUACAGCAAAUAUUCUCUCUCUCUCUCUCUCUCUCUCUCUCUCUCUCUCUCUCUCUCUCUCUCUCUCUCUCUCAAAGGUUUAGAAGCAGAGCAAGAAAGCACAAUAUAUUUUCUUUGCAUGACACAAGUGAGAUCGAUAACGAAAAAAAAAAAGGACUGGGCUGGCGAGUCUGUCUGUACGUCUGUCUGUUCGUCUGUCUGUGUCUGUGUUCUCAUCGUAAAGUGUUGAACUAUGGUAUAUAUUUUUACAA